This is a messenger RNA of Parnassius apollo (apollo), 2103 nucleotides long. NCBI's taxonomy places the organism in Eukaryota, Metazoa, Arthropoda, Insecta, Lepidoptera, Papilionidae. The record is from the annotation of a GenBank genome assembly.
AUGGAAUUGGAGAAUAUUGUUGCGAACACUGUAUACUUGAAAGCGAGAGAGGGCGGUUCCGAUAGCAACAAAGGGAAGAGCAAAAAGUGGCGGAAGAUCCUUCAGUUCCCACACAUAUCGCAAUGUUUAGAUAUAAAAACAAAAAUAGAUGUAGGCUACGACUAUGUGGUGGACCAACAGCCCAUCGGCAAGCUGCUGUUCCGGCAGUUCUGCGAGCGAAACCGCCCUGAGUACCACAAGUACAACAGUUUCCUCGAUGCGGUGGAUCGGUACGAAGUGGGGGUGGACGAGACGCGGGUCGCCCUCGCCGCGGAGGUGUUCGGGAGGUACCUGAAGACGGAGGACGGUGAGGCCGUCACCGAUGUGGUAGCCGCUUCGGUGGUCGACGACGCGAGCGAGCUUCUUGAUGGCGGCUCGAAAGACAUCUUCGGUGAAUGCGUGCGCUACGUGAAGAACUUUCUCGCGGGCACUCCGUUCGCGGAGUUCGAACGCUCGAUGUACUUCCACCGCUACCUGCAGUGGAAGUGGCUGGAGGCGCAGCCGGUCACGCAGCACACCUUCCGCAUGUACCGGGUCCUCGGGAAGGGCGGCUUCGGAGAGGUCUGCGCUUGUCAGGUCCGGGCAACGGGUAAAAUGUACGCGUGCAAGAAACUGGAAAAGAAACGUAUAAAAAAGCGCAAGGGAGAAGCGAUGGUUCUGAUCGAGAAGCAGAUACUGCAGCGGAUCAACUCGCGGUUCGUUGUGAACCUCGCGUACGCGUACGAGACGAAAGACGCACUCUGUCUCGUUCUCACGAUUAUGAAUGGUGGGGACCUAAAGUUUCACAUUUACAACAUGUGCGGAGCGGACACCGGUCUCGGUCUGGAACGGUCGCGGUUCUACGCGGCGCAAGUUGCCUGCGGGCUGGAACAUUUGCAUAAGAUGGGCAUAGUUUACAGAGACUGUAAGCCGGAGAACAUCCUGCUGGACGACGCGGGACACGUGCGCAUCUCAGACCUGGGGCUGGCGGUGGACGUGCCCGACGGUGGCAGUGUGCGCGGCCGCGUCGGCACCGUCGGCUACAUGGCGCCCGAGGUUAUAGACAAUGAACGCUACACAUUCAGCCCGGACUGGUUUUCGUUUGGGUGUUUAGUGUAUGAAAUGAUAGAGGGUCGGGCGCCUUUCCGAGCGCGGAAGGAGAAGGUGAAGCGGGAGGAAGUGGACAGGAGAGUGAAGCACGAGCAGGAGAAGUACUCGAGCAAGUUCAGCGAGUGCGCGCGUGCACUGUGUGCGGCGCUGCUGGCCAAGCGGCACGACGCGCGGCUCGGCGGCGGCGCGGGCCGGCGCGGCGCCGCGCACGUCAAGGCGCACCGCUUCUUCACGCGCCUCAAUUGGGCGCGCCUCGAGGCCGGCCUGCUGGACGCGCCCUUCGUGCCCGACGAUAGUUCGUAUAAAGAUAUAUCAAUGAAGGCAAAAUUGUGGGCACAAAUCGGAGAAGAAAUUAAUGAAACUGGUGAAUUACAGUUCCUUGACUCAACUCUGACAGAUCGAGAAACAACUUCAAAUGUUCGAGAACCUACACCAGAAACAUCGUCAGCUAUAGAAACUCAAUCUCCAGAGACGCCUCCACCACAGACACCUCCACCAAGAACACAAAGCGCACCCCCGCCAGAAACACCUCCGCUAGAGACGCCCCAAACAAAUGACACAAAUAGUUCACGAGCUAAGAAAAUAAAAAAAACUGACAGCGAAAUGGAUAAACCACAUGCGGUAUACGCGAAGGAUGUCCUGGACAUCGAGCAGUUCUCGACGGUGAAGGGCGUGAACUUGGACGCGGCCGACGACACAUUCUACGGCAAAUUCAACACGGGCAGCGUCAGCAUCCCCUGGCAGACCGAGAUGAUCGAAACCGGCUGCUUCACAGAGCUCAAUGUCUUCGCCAGAGGUGAAGACGGCAAGGAAAGUCGAACCCCAGACUUACAACUGGUGGCGACCACGAACACACAGGAAGAGGACACGGGGUGUUUCAUGUUCGCUAGACGGACGCUGUGCCCGCAGAAGAAGAUCCCCCCCCGACUCCGCGCCGUGCCGGUGCCCGAGCACCUGCUGCCGGCCGACAGCUGA